This is a messenger RNA of Polypterus senegalus (gray bichir), 2271 nucleotides long. RefSeq names its product deoxyribonuclease-1-like. Lineage: Eukaryota; Metazoa; Chordata; Cladistia; Polypteriformes; Polypteridae. Gene Ontology annotation, biological process: DNA catabolic process. The transcript has 10 exons. The record is from RefSeq and is a predicted model, not a curated record. Gene Ontology annotation, molecular function: DNA nuclease activity. The coding region runs from base 43 to 1098 and encodes 351 amino acids. Gene Ontology annotation, cellular component: nucleus.
UUUCAGUCUGAGGUACAUGGGUCCAUCUUGAAAACGCUGAAGAUGAAUAUCUUUAUCUUGCUGGUGCUUCUGGGGACCUCACUUCAAGAAAGUCAAGCACUCAAGAUAGCAUCUUUCAACAUCCAACGUUUUGACGAAUCAAAAGCCAACAAUGCUGAAAUCAUGAAUGUGCUGACAACGAUCUUGCAGAGGUACCAGCUGGUAGCAGUGCAGGAGAUAAUGGAUUCAGAUAAUGCUGCUGUUAAGCACUUGGUUCACCAGCUCAACCAAGAGUCUGGCUGCCAUUAUAAUUUCAUCCUUUCUGACCACCUGGGACGCAGUAACUACAGAGAGAAAUAUGCCUUUGUUUACAACGAGGAACUGCUUCAGCCACUGGACUGGUACCAUUAUGACGAUGGCUGUGAAGAAUGUGGAACUGAUUCUUUCAUCAGGGAACCUUUCAUUGUAAAGUUCAGCUCCCCCAGUACAGUGCUGAAAGAGCUUGUCCUGGUUGUCAUCCACACGAGCCCAGAUUAUGCUGUGCAGGAGGUAGAUUCUCUGUUUGAUGUUUGGACUGAUGCCAAGCAGCAUUUCAACACAGAGGAUGUGAUCAUAUUGGGGGAUUUCAAUGCAGACUGCAGUUUUCUUCCUGUGAGCAAGUGGCCUCUUGUCCGACUUCGACAAUCCAAGGCUCUAAGCUGGCUGAUUGUGGACAGUGAAGACACAACUGUGAGUGCGAACACUCAUUGUGCCUACGACAGGAUUGUGGCAAGUGGCACAGUGCCGGACACAAUUAUUCCUGGAUCUGCCUCAGCAUUCAACUACCAGAAGGCUCUAGGCCUCUUGUAUGAUAAGGCUAGAGAUGUCUCUGAUCAUUACCCAGUAGAAGUGGAGGUCAAAGAUGAUGCUGCUUGGGAUGGCAUGGUGUUUGAGCCAAGCUCCUCCCUGGGGAUAGAAGGUGGCCAGUCAGGAAUGCCAUGUGACUGUGUGGGAGUGGAUCUCACCACCUGCAAGGGGCGCUGUGGAGCCUACAACCACAGUCUGCCCUGCCACUGCAAUGCUUCAUGCUCCAAGUACAGCAGCUGCUGUGCAGACUACAAGGAGUUCUGUCAAGACUGAAAACAUCAGCACAACAUACAGCACAACACAACAGUGUCAUGCAUACUACACAACACCACCACACGGAGGGUCCCACGUUCUGAGCAGUGCCAAAAAUGUCAUAGCACAAAAAACAGAACACAGCUCUAACAAUACAUGCAAGUGUGAGUAUAAGAGCCAUGCUACCAGACAAUUAAGCAUCACAACAUAAUACAAAGCAAAAGUACAAUUAGCAAUGCCACACAUAGUGCACUGUGCCAUAAAACAGUGAUGAAAGUCUCACAAGACAAGUAAGGUUAACUGUGCUUCGCCGAAUCAACAGAGCAAUUAACAAGUUUACACAUUCUAAACAAAAUGCGUGCCAAUGUGACCGUACACAAAAGUACCAGACAUGGUAUACAAUCUCACUACACACAAAACUAUGAAUAUUAGUGUCGAAUGGUCUGAACAAUCAUAAAGACAUGGCUACACCCUAAAAUAUAGUACAAGGGCACAACAUGCAGUAGUAUGAUUUGAUUCUCUGACGCUCGCAUUGUCAACUUUUCAAUAUAACACAAAAAAGAGGAGAACAGAACCAUUCGUUACAUAUACACUAUAUAACUAUUAAUGCAAUAAUGAAAAUAUCAUAACACCAUACAACACAAAAGUGUGGUUAACACAGCCAUACAUAGUACACAGUACAUCAUAUAAAUGAUGAGAGUAACAGAAGUAACACUAUAGAAAAAUGAGGUUAACAAGUCCAUACAAAGCAUACAAGGCCAUCAUGCCCAAAAACAGCAAGCAAAAUCACAGAUUCUGAGCAGCACUAAAACAGUACGCUAACACAGAGCACAACAUCAAAAAAUAUAAAAGUAUGGUUAUCAGAGCCACACAUUCUGAACACUUGUGAAAAUAUCACGCAAAAUGUGUUAAUUCAUCCCCAUGAUUAAAGUGGGUGCAAUAAGCAAAGCAACACAUUCUUCCCAAUGCUAUAAACAUCAUAAUAGCACAAAAUAAACACAAGAGUGAGGCUAGAAGUACUACACAGUAUACAGUACAUCGCCACAAUACCCAAAAUUAGGAUUAGUAGGGGAACUUCAAAGUGAAAUUAAGUGUAUCCCAGACAACACAACGCUGACACUGCUGAUAAUAGACUUAUCUUGAAGUCAAUUGAACUGAUGUUUCAAAAGAUAAAUAAUAAAAACCUUAAAACUG